Messenger RNA from Aspergillus heteromorphus CBS 117.55, 2367 nucleotides. Its product is annotated as Zn(II)2Cys6 transcription factor. Bases 29 to 2281 code for a protein of 750 amino acids. Gene Ontology annotation, molecular function: zinc ion binding; DNA-binding transcription factor activity, RNA polymerase II-specific; RNA polymerase II cis-regulatory region sequence-specific DNA binding. Lineage: Eukaryota; Fungi; Ascomycota; Eurotiomycetes; Eurotiales; Aspergillaceae. Gene Ontology annotation, biological process: DNA-templated transcription; positive regulation of transcription from RNA polymerase II promoter by galactose. The transcript has a single exon. The record is from RefSeq and is a predicted model, not a curated record. Gene Ontology annotation, cellular component: nucleus.
GAGCAACCGCCCCAGAAGACUACAUACCAUGGAUUCUCAAUCACGAGCCUCCCAAAGACGAGGCUCCGAGAACCAGCACAUACCCCUCCAUCGUCGGAAACGGGUUCAAGUCGCCAGAGCGUGUGGUAGCUGCCGAGUACGUCGUAUCAGAUGUGACGAUAGCCAAACCCCGUGCUCCAACUGCGUGAGAAGUGGGAGCGAAUGCAGCAACAGCCGUGCACCAACGGCAUUUACCCUGGCACAAGCAAACCAGGAGAUUGCGUCAUUGAAGCAGAAAGUCCAGGAACUCGAAACGGAACUUAAACACCGCUGCAAUUGCAAUGGAGAUAGAGAUUCAGAUUCAGCGGUUCACAUAGGAUCAACACCGACACCGACGGCAUUGGCCUCGGGGUUUGCAGAAAAUACCACUGCAGAGCAAUAUUGGGGGGGCGUACAUUUCCGUCCUGCACGCUCCCACAACAGUCUCUGGCUCGGACCGUCGUCGCUGUACUCGUACAUCCAACGUCUCAGUGGCUUUCUAAGUCUCAACUUCAACCAUGAGCAACCCGCCCACCAACUCCUUCCCAUCUCCGCAAGUGACAACAGACUUCUUGACCGACCAGUGACGGGUCCCGAUCAGAGCCCGAUCCAUCCGCCUUUCCCUUCAACAUGUACAUCUCCAUCCAGCAGCUGCGUCUAUCUAACUCCCCUACAGGAGGACUUCUUCAUCAACCAUUUCUGGCAGACCUUCCAUGUCUCACUGUUUCCGAUCCUGGAUGAGGCUCACUUCAAGAAGCAUUAUCAGAGCCUAUGGAUUGCCGGCGGCAAGGAACGGAAACCAUCAGCCCUGGUCGAUAUCGUUGUUGCCAUGUGCAUGCAAUAUCACAUUUCCACACUGCCCCUGGACUCUCAAACCGGUCUUCUCGAUGGCAAAGACGCCCUAGUAGCCGGCCGAUGGCACUACUGGCGCGGACAGACCCUGUUAACCUACGAGCUCGAAAGCCCCACACUAUCCACCUUGCAAUGCCAUUUGCUCUGCGCAGUAUACCUGUGCGGGGGAUCUUUCCACAACAUGAUGGAUAGCUCCGUGAGCCUCGCCGUGCGCACGGCAUACAUCCUCGGUCUCCACGUGGAUCCUCCACCAAGCAUGUCCACACCAGACCGCGAGAUGCGAAGACGUCUAUGGUGGGCGGUUUAUCUGAUGGACAGCAAAGCGGGGAUGAAGCUCGGGCGACCCUUCAUGCUCAGUGAUUCCCACGCCACGCCAGCUCUCCCCAGCGAUACCUUCUCGACCGCUUCAACAUCCGGAUCAACCUUCGUUCCCAUCGGCGAAAACACCACCUGGCUGAGCUUCAACCUCCACCAAACCAAGCUCUACAUGCGCAUCCGAGCAGCCUACAACGCCUUCUUCAACAAAGACUUCCAGCUACAACCCGGCCAAACCAUCUGGGAUAACCCCUGUGCACUGCAAUCCGGCGCGGAGGUCCUCGCCCAACACACCCAGCUCAUCCAAGCCUGGACGGACAGCGUCCCCGAUGCCCUCAAACUCACGCGCCAGAACAACGGCACCCCCUUCUCCACCGACGGCACCCGCCUAGUCAUCGAACAAUUCAUCCCCCCCUGGCUCCAGCGCCAGCGCAUCCUCCUCGAACUGACCUACCACCACCUAAACACCAACCUCUACCGCCCCCUAAUCUCCUUCACCAACCACCAACCCCCCCUACCCAACCUACCCACCGACCCCAUCAUCACCCGCUGCGCCACCCACGCCAUAGCCCUAUCCAAACUCACCCACCAAAUAAUCACCGAAACCACCAUCCUAUCCGGCUGGCACGAAUCCUUCCACACCCAAUGGAACGCCACCAUAACCCUAAUCGGAUAUAUAACGAUCUACCCCUCCACGCCCCUGACAUCGGAAAUCCGAAACGCAAUCGAUCUCGCAGUCGCGGUAUUCGAGCAUUUCGGCGCGAAGUUCCCCGCCGCGGCGAACGCGAUGAGAAUCGUGCGCGGGCUCUGCGGUAAGGUCGAUGAGAUUCUCGCGCAGCAUCGGAGCUGGACCCAGACCGGGUCUUGGGAUGGUAGCAGCCGGGCAGCGAUCCUCUGGGAGGAUUCAGGUAGCAGUGUGCACCAGGAGACUUCUUCAUAUGGAAAUUCGGUUUCUCAACCGCCCGUGGUAGAUGGGAAUGAGAUCAGUGGCCCCUCAGAGUUGGAUCUCUUGGGGCUGGCGCUAGAUGUCGAUUUCUGGAAUGAGGUGUAUAUGCUCUGGCCGGAAACUGACUUAGACAUGACUUGUUCUUCAUAGGUUAAUAGUAAUUGGGGACGGUGUAUGUACUUCUUGAGAAUAUCUAGCAAGAUGGUUGGCUUAGGGAAAUCUGGGAAUAUGAUGAU